AGACCGUUAUGUUAUUUGGGAUAAGCAACAAUAACACAGUUGAGAAAUAGCUACGAAGUUCUGCGGUUGGCCCUUUCAGACUUCAGUUUCAGGUUAUAUAUAUAUAUUCACACACAAUGGCAAGUACCACGAUCAAGCCUCAUGCAGUGUUGUUGCAAAGUUCAGAAUUAUACAAGUACAUACUGGAGACAAGUGUGUAUCCAAGAGAAGCAACUCCUCUCAAAGAGCUAAGGGAUGCUACUGCAAGCCAUCCCAUGUUCUUCUAUGCUACAGCACCAGAUGCUGGUCAGUUAGUGGCCUUGCUAUUGAAAAUGGCUAAUGCAAAAAACACAAUUGAAGUUGGAGUGUUUACUGGAUACUCUCUUCUUCUUACUGCCCUUACAAUUCCUGAUGAUGGCAAGAUUACAGCCAUAGAUGUCGAUCGAAAAGCAUAUGAGAUGGGGUUGCCUAUAAUACAGAAGGCUGGUGUUGAACACAAAAUCAACUUCAUUGAGGCUCCUGCCCUACCAAUUCUUGAUCAACUCUUGCAAAAUGAAGAAAAUGAAGGGAGCUUUGACUUUGCAUUUGUGGAUGCAGAUAAGGGAAACUAUUACAAUUAUCAUGAAAGGUUAAUGAAACUGAUAAAAGUUGGUGGGAUUGUUGUUUAUGACAAUACUCUUUGGGGAGGAACUGUUGCUUUGCCUGAAGAAGCUGUUCCUCAGGUCAAAAGAGAGACAAGAAAAUCUACUUUGGAGUUUAAUGACAAAGUCGCAUCUGAUCCUCGCGUUGAAAUUUCUCUUGCUCCUUUGGGCGAUGGCAUUACCAUUUGCAGGCGUAUUUGCUGAAUUAGUUAACAAGGGGAUUAGUCGAGCCAAUGAGCUUCGAAUGCCAGUAGUUUUCACCAAAAAUAAAUAAUGAGGUUAAAGAUGAAAAUCUUGAAUUUAGUAAGUUCAGGAGAUGCGUAUGCUUAUAAUUAUAUGUUGUGUUCUAUGAUUUUAUAAUUAUAUAUGUACUCAAUUUUCUUUGUUUGGAGUGUACUUUAUAUAUCUUGUUCGUGAAUUUAUGUAAUAAAUGGAUUAUAAAGCAAUAUUAAUUGUUCUUCAGAAUUUAAA
Molecule: messenger RNA, 1091 nt
Organism: Jatropha curcas
Lineage: Eukaryota; Viridiplantae; Streptophyta; Magnoliopsida; Malpighiales; Euphorbiaceae
Product: putative caffeoyl-CoA O-methyltransferase At4g26220
Molecular function (GO): S-adenosylmethionine-dependent methyltransferase activity; O-methyltransferase activity
Source: RefSeq, a predicted model, not a curated record